This is a messenger RNA of Impatiens glandulifera, 1097 nucleotides long. RefSeq names its product two-component response regulator ARR9. Bases 226 to 795 code for a protein of 189 amino acids. Lineage: Eukaryota; Viridiplantae; Streptophyta; Magnoliopsida; Ericales; Balsaminaceae. Gene Ontology annotation, biological process: phosphorelay signal transduction system; cytokinin-activated signaling pathway. The transcript has 5 exons. The record is from RefSeq and is a predicted model, not a curated record.
AAAUGGACUUGGGAAAAUUAAAAUUUGGGGAAGAUCUUGAGGACGAAAUCCGGUCAGAUCUUGCUUUAUGGGAUAUGUAUUUUGGUGGGUCUUGUUUUUACAAGACCUUCAUCUUCCUCAUCUUCUUCAUUUCCUUCUCUCUCUCUCUCUCUCCAAUCUCUAGAAAAAGCAUCCAUCGAAGAACAAAACCCUGCAUUUUCUUCAUUCUUUCUGUGAAUCAGACAAAUGGGUUUGUCAGUUCAAUCUCAGUUUCAUGUCUUAGCCGUUGAUGACAGUAUUAUAGACAGGAAGUUGAUAGAGAGACUCCUCAAGACUUCAUCUUAUCAAGUUACUACAGUAGAUUCUGGUAGUAAAGCUUUGGAAUUUCUUGGUUGGUAUGAAGAUAAUAACCAAAUCAACCCUAAUCAUCAGGAAGUUGAGGUGAAUCUGAUAAUUACAGAUUACUGUAUGCCUGGAAUGACAGGAUAUGAUCUUCUCAAGAAAAUCAAGGAAUGUUCAUCUUUGAGAAAUAUACCAGUUGUGAUAAUGUCAUCUGAGAAUGUUCCAUCAAGGAUAAACAGAUGUUUGGAGGAAGGAGCAGAAGAGUUUUUCCUAAAACCAGUGAGUAAAUCGGAUGUGAAUAAACUCAAAUCACAUAUGAUGAAGUACAAAAAUACUGAGCAGGAUGAGAAAAAGGAAGAAGAUGAUGAGAUAAUAGAGAUUCAAUCUCAGUGCAGCAAUAAGAGAAAGUCCAUGGAAGAAGGUCUUUCAACAGAUAGAACAAGACCUAGAUUCAGUGGCCUGGCUGUUGUGUAAUUGUUCGACAGAACCGAAAAAAAUGAUGAUCCAUCUUCUCUGUUUGAAGCUUUCAAUUGAGGAGGAAGAGAGAAUGAAUACAUAUUUGAGAGAUCCAUUCAUCAGUAGACUUUAUUAGAGGAGAUAUUUGAAGAUUACAAUUUUUUUGUUUGGUUAAUUACUAUUGAUGAAUGAUGAUGUUGAUGCAAAUUGGGAAAGAAUCCAAUGCAACAGAAUAGAAGAGGCUGAGGAGUAUGAAAAUUCAUUUUAUGUACAUAUUAUCACUUUGACUUGGUAAAUGAAAUAGAACCCUUUUAUUGAUU